AUGGCACGGAUUAUUAAGUUCCAUGAGGCUGCAGAGGUCAUGACUAAUGGUAUGGAAUUGAAGGGAGGUGAAGGAGCACCACUGGACAACCCUGAACUGUGCCUGGAGGAGGCUGACAUAUUCAGUAUGAAAGAUCCAGAGGAAGAUGACAUUUUUGACUUUGAGGGUAAUAUUGACUCACCUGCAGAAGUCACCGAGAUUUGGAUGCCAUCAUGGGUAGCCUCUGGUCACAUCAUGGAUGAUGUUGUCUUGGCAUUACGUCAAGAAGAACUCGAGCUUCGAAAGGGUCAAGCAAACAACUGCCUGGAAAAGCUUCGUCAAGCCCUGGGUGAUAGAUCAGUUGUUGGCAGUGUAUCAACCCCUAAAGCCUCAGGACCUAGUGGUGAGCAAAGAAGUGUCAUAUACCAGAUCCAAGCACCUCCAAUACCACCUGUGAACAUCCCCACCCCUGGUCCGACCCCCUGUUUCCCUGUCCACUCCAUUCCUCCUUCCCCAACAAUGCAUGAAGUGCAUCUCAGCAGGAUUAGCCCUGCUACCUCCACCCAACCCUGUUCUGCUCUUCUGACACUACCCCUAUGUCCUCUGACCCCAUACCCCUUCCAUCCGACCCUAUCUGGGGUUCCGCUCCUCCACCCUAUCGGUCCGCCCAGUCCUACUCCUACUCCCUCCGCUUUUCUAACGAGCCCCUUCAGUGACAAACUCCAUAUUAUACUAGGCAACUGA
Suillus paluster is the source of this 723-nucleotide messenger RNA. RefSeq lists its product as uncharacterized. NCBI's taxonomy places the organism in Eukaryota, Fungi, Basidiomycota, Agaricomycetes, Boletales, Suillaceae. The transcript is spliced from 2 exons. Bases 1 to 723 code for a protein of 240 amino acids. The record is from RefSeq and is a predicted model, not a curated record.